This is a messenger RNA of Brassica napus (rape), 411 nucleotides long. Its product is annotated as kinase-interacting family protein-like. Gene Ontology annotation, molecular function: actin binding. The record is from RefSeq and is a predicted model, not a curated record. Bases 1 to 411 code for a protein of 136 amino acids. Lineage: Eukaryota; Viridiplantae; Streptophyta; Magnoliopsida; Brassicales; Brassicaceae. The transcript has a single exon.
AUGCGCGUAUCUGCUCUUGAAGAUAACCAAACCGGUGAAACUUUCUCUCAGCGUGCUGAAUGGUUUUACCAGAGACGUCCUCUCCUUCUUUCACUAUGUCAAGAUCUCUUUGACGGUUACGCCACUCUCUUGAACUGUUACAACCAAGCUAAACCACAAAACCCUAAACCUGUUUCUCAUGAAAAUGACUCUAAUGAUGAUACCGACAUAAGUUCUCAAGUCGAGAGCAUCUUGUCCUUUGAACAGACUCAAAUCACGGCUUGUGAUAAGCAGAAAGUUGACGAGUUAGUCUCGCAGCUCGUGACCGCAAACUUGGAAAGAGACAUGGCGCAGGACGAGUUGCUUCGCGGUGAGAAAAAGUUCAGAGAAGCUUCCAAGAUGAUCGAGUUGCUAAAGAAGCUUGUGAUGUGA